Messenger RNA from Marchantia polymorpha subsp. ruderalis, 2290 nucleotides. The record is from the annotation of a GenBank genome assembly. NCBI's taxonomy places the organism in Eukaryota, Viridiplantae, Streptophyta, Marchantiopsida, Marchantiales, Marchantiaceae.
CCGAAGCAAGGACCGGAGGAUGAAGGGGAAAAGCUGAAGUAACCUACUGAAAUAAAGAAUAGCAUCGUACGUGGUCCGGUCGGUUAUGAGCAUGUACAGAGUGAGAGAGAGGACGCGGGAGGAACUGCCGGGGCUGCGAACUCAUGACAGGGAUCGGAGCAAGAGCAGAGCAGAGCAGAUAUUUUGACAGCAGCGGACGGGACCCAUGGAAAAAAGAAUGCUUAAACCCUGGCUGCUGGUAAAACCCGAGAAAAGGCCGCAACGGUGGCGUACAGAAUAAUAGGUCAGGCAGUCAGUCAGUCAGCGCCACGGACGGAAAUAGGUCAGCGACGACGAGGUGCCAGCCCCGAUCGUCGACAGCCAAAUGGGUCUUGGCACGACCGAGCCUCCGUUACGAUUCAUAGCCCCGCGCUUUCGUUUCCUCGUCGUCUGAUCGAGUCCUUCCUGCGCAAUUUGCCAAUUUGCUUCGGCGCAUCGCCCUUUCGCGAUGCGCGAUGCUGUUGCGAAUGGGAUUCUCUGGAGCUGCGUGAUGUGAACGCGGGUGUCCUUUCGGUAUUUUCGCUCUGCUCGAGGCAACAUGCUGGGAGCCUCAGGGUCAGCUCUCGGUACCUGAGCACUCACUUUGAAAGUCGCUCAGCUCCACCUUGCUCUUGCGGAAGCCAUCGGGCUUAGCCGCAAGAGGUGAUGGCGCAUGGUGGAUAUGGGAAGAGGAGGGUCGCUGGGAGACCAGCUUUCUCUUCUGGUGAUAAGAGCAGCGGGGGCCGAGGGCUCCCUCGUGUCAAGGGAGCACAUGGAGUUCGUAAGGAUGCUGAGAACAAAAAAUCGAAGAUUGUGUCUAUAAAAAAUCAGAUUCGCUCAAUAGAACGUCUUCUGAAGAAGCCACUUCUAUUAGAAGAAGUGAAGGAUGCACAGGAAAAGCGACUCGAAGAUUUGAAGAAGCAAGCAGAGCAACAUGCUCGGAGUGAAUUGGAGCGAAAAAUGUCCUUGCGAUAUCGGAAAGUCAAGUUCUUUGAAAGAAGGAAGAUUGAAAGAAGAAUUCGGAGAGCUGAGAAACAACUUCGUACAUUGGGCGAUCAAAAUUCAGCGGAGGGUCUGGAACUGGCUCAACAGCUUCAACAACUGAAAGAAGAUCUUGAGUAUGUAAAAUUUUUCCCGAAGACAGAAAAGUAUGUGGCGUUGUUUGCUGGAAGCGAUGAUGAGCUGGUAGCUGUACGAAACGAACUGCGAGAACGUAUCAAAGCGAACAUAGCCGCUGCAGCAGCUGCUGGGGUGGAUCUUGAGGAAACUGGAAGUGAAGAUGAGGCAAUGGAUUUGAGCGAAGACGACUUUUUCAUGGCUGGUUCCUCAAGUGAUGAUGCAGAUGCCGAUGAUGAGCUCACCGAUAAAAGCCCAAGGCUUGGAGAUGGAGACGAUGUUCCUAAACAAGUGCUUCCAACUCCUAGAAUUGCAUUAAGUAAGAGACCAUCCAAAAGUUCUGACAGAUCAUCUAAGCGCCCUCCUUUCCCGUCUAAAGAUGGUAACAAAGAUGAGAGACAAAAAUCAGCGAAAUCCUUUUCGCAAGGAGGACCCUCUCGAUUGAAGUCUCGUACCCCAACCAAACAGACUGCUGUCAAACCAUGGACGUCCUCUUCCGGUGGUGGAAACAGCCGACCAUCUUCUUCUACAGGGAACAGUCGACCAUCCUCUUCUGCCGGGAAUAGCAGACAACCCUCUCUUGCUGGAAACAGUAAAUCACCAUCUUUUGCUGGAUACAGUAGACCAUCGUCGUUUGCCGCUAACAGCAGGCCAUCAUCUUCCGCAGUGAAUAGUAGGAAACAACUCAAUAAGCCAGUAAUGAGACCGGCACGUCACUCCAGUGUUAGUGAUGAGAAUACAAAAGGGAGAAGUUCAGUCACAUCCAGCCACAGCGUCGAUGAUGCUCAACAACCCAAGAAGCGGAAGCGUACCCGCCCAAAGAAGAAGAAAUAAAUUCAACAAUCAUAGGAGGUUAUUUUGUUUUUUUUGCUUUGUGUACAAGCGUUUCCAUUGAGGAUGUACACGUGGUGGCUGGGAGUUUUGAGUAGGCAGCACUUUUUUUUGUUAUUCAUGGGCCAGUUGAGUAUUGUGUAAAGAACCGCAUUGCAUUGUUGACUAGUUUGGAACUACCACAGUACAUACUCUACGGGGAUCUUACAAGUCUUGUGUAAAUAAGGAAUUUCAGUCGAGCUGUAAUUUCUAUUCACGACCAAUGGAUUGAGAAACACGACUUACGUCUCUGUGCCGAUGAUCGUGUUCUCGGUGGAACUGAUGU